Rhizophagus irregularis DAOM 181602=DAOM 197198 is the source of this 690-nucleotide messenger RNA. The record is from RefSeq and is a predicted model, not a curated record. Lineage: Eukaryota; Fungi; Glomeromycota; Glomeromycetes; Glomerales; Glomeraceae.
AUGGUUACGCAAUUUUUACCUUACUUGUCACAAGAUUUGACAGAACUUAAUAAAAAGAACUAUGAUUUUAUAAUUAAAGUUGGUAAUAACGAUAACGGAAAAGAAUUUUGCGCACAUUCGAUUAUUCUUGAAACAAGAUCAACUUACUUUGAAGAUGCUCUUUCUAAUGGAAAGGCAAGAAAAGUGAAUAACAAUUUUAUUUUGGAUAUUCCUGAUAUUUCCGUUAACUUGUUCAAUAUUUUAAUUAGUUACAUUUAUGGUGGUACCAUUAAUAUUGAUCAUAAAGAGGCUGCAGAUAUUUUGAACCUUUUAAUGGUUGUGAAAAGCUCAAGCUUAAAGAAUUUCAGUUUUAAAUACUCUGAUUUCACCAAAUUACAAAAUUAUUGGACAACAACUAUUUGCGAGCAAUCUGAAAUUCUAUUCAAUGCUACCAAUUUUACAUCUGUAGAGAAAACUAUAGAUGAUUUUAUACCUAAUGUUAGAUUUUAUGAUAUCUCAUCCGAUAAUUUUUAUCAUAAAAUCAUGCCUUAUAGUGUAAUUCUUCCAAAAGAUUUAUAUCAAGAUCUUUCAAUAUACCAUUUAUUAUCAAAUUGGCAACCAAAAUUUAAUAAUCUUAGACCAAGAGAAAACAAUAUAACUAUUGAUUCUAAACUGAUAAAUGACGAACAAGCAGAAUUGAUUUCUUCUUGA